Messenger RNA from Marmota monax (woodchuck), 1732 nucleotides. RefSeq names its product ATP23 metallopeptidase and ATP synthase assembly factor homolog (gene Atp23). Gene Ontology annotation, molecular function: metalloendopeptidase activity. Gene Ontology annotation, cellular component: extrinsic component of mitochondrial inner membrane. The transcript has 4 exons. The record is from RefSeq and is a predicted model, not a curated record. Bases 866 to 1252 code for a protein of 128 amino acids. Gene Ontology annotation, biological process: mitochondrial protein processing; mitochondrial proton-transporting ATP synthase complex assembly. NCBI's taxonomy places the organism in Eukaryota, Metazoa, Chordata, Mammalia, Rodentia, Sciuridae.
UACUAUUAGGUCUUUUUUUUUUUAAAGAUUUAUUUUUUUUUAAAGAGAGAGUGAGAGAGAGAGAAUUUUAAUAUUUAUUUUUUAGUUUUUGGCAGACACAACAUCUUUGUUUGUAUGUGGUGCUGAGGAUCGAACCCAGGCCUCACGCAUGUCAGGCGAGCGCGCUACCGCUUGAGCCACAUCCCCAGCCCCUACUAUUAGGUCUUAAUAAAUAAAUUGAAUAAAUAAAUUUUAAAUGAAUAUAUAAAAUUUCUGGUACAUAUACUAGUGUCUAGUAUUUAGGAAGUGCACAAUAAAUGGUGUGUCAUUAUUGGCUCUCUUGUGUCUUAUUCUUACAGAGUCCUGCUCAGCGUGCUAUUUGUGAAGAUCUUUUUGGGAAUUUUUCCUGGCAUUUUUUUCUUAUUCUAAUAGAAUGAGGACAACGGUGUUCAUUUAUUGUUCAGAAAUGUGCUAAAACUAUUUUAGAUAUAUUCUUGUUUAAUUCUCACAAUUCAAUGAGGCAGGUACUGUAAAUGAUCUCCUUUUUAUAGUUGAGUAAAUUUGCCCCAGUUUACCAAGUUAGCAAGGACUGGAGUUGGAAUUUGAAUCUGUCUCUUUCAUUCCAAAGUCCAGUCGUAACCACAGAGCUAUGAAAUACAAGAUAGCUCAGUGAGGACUCUUACGGGAAUAAAUGUCCUUGACCCAAGUGCCAUUGUGAUCCUGAGAAAGGAGAAGGGAGAAAAUAGUUAUAGGGAAGGCUAAUAGAGCAUGCACGUUGAGGAUUGGGACUUGACAAGGAGCAGGUGUGGGGUUGGUGAAGAAGAGUAGCCAGAGGCAUUCCAAGCAGAUUGUUUUGUGCCAGAAUAACAUCCGUAACCAGGCCCACAUGAGCAGAGUGGUCACCCACGAGCUCAUUCACGCAUUUGAUCAUUGUCGUGCUCAUGUCCACUGGUUCACUAAUGUCAGGCAUUUGGCCUGCUCAGAGGUUCGAGCUGCUAACCUUAGUGGGGACUGUUCACUUGUAAAUGAAAUAUUCAGGUUACGGUUUGGAUUAAAACAACACCAUCAGACUUGUGUGCGAGACAGAGCAAUUCUUUCUAUCCUGGCUGUUAGGAAUAUCAGCAAAGAAGUAGCUGAGAAGGCUGUUGAUGAAGUUUUUGAAUCUUGCUUCAAUGACCAUGAACCUUUUGGAAGGAUCCCACAUAAUGAGAAAUAUGCAAGAUAUGCUCAUAGAGACUUUCAAAACCGGGAUCGAUAUUACUCAAAUAUAUGAAUGACAUUUUAUAUUACAGAGCUUCAGUCAGCAUGAAGAAAAAAAUAUGGUUCUCAAGAAAACAAAUGUACAAAAAAAAAUGAUCAAUUAAAUACAGAUAAAAUGCAGAAGAUACUUUAAUAUAUGGUCAGAAAGAGUAACAGGCAAAAAAUGAAAUUGUUUUAAGCCACAAGGUUAAAAUUAUGUCUUUGGAGCUAAUCAUUUGCUAAUUAGGAUGAAUAAAUUACAUUUUGUAUUUUCUACUGUAUAUUUGUAUUUUUUAAUAUUUUAUUUAUUAUUUUGAUUUAUUUUUAUUACAUGAGAUUAUUUUAAAAUCUGAUUAUGAAACCUAUGAAGUAUGCCCUUGUCUGAUGUUGAUAGGGGAUCAAAGUUGAUAUUUACAUUAAAUGUAAAGAAAAAUGAACUGAUCUCAUUGUAGGACGUUUUAAAAAAUGUUGUCAUAAUUAAAACAUGUAAAGAAUUAAAGUUGAUAAUAACUCA